CAGUGCUGUUGUGUUUACUGGAGAUGGAGAGCUUGUUGAGCUCAUUAACUUCAUCACUAUAAAAUAACGUUGUAAUCCAACGUCUAGGGCUAUUUAUUAUAAGCUCCACCAUGAGUGGAGGCUGUAGACAUCUUCCUUACUUAGCACUGUAUAUUGUUUCAGCSAGUUUAUUGAGUUCUCGCGGAGCUACACAUUGGAAGUUGAACGAAAAUGAUGGCGUUGUGAGGAUCUUGGACAACAGUAAAAGUCCUGAUGUUCUCAAAUCUGAUCCUAUUUUAGCCAUUCUAACCAAAGGAUUCCCUACUAAAGAGGUAGCUUUGAGAAAACACAAUUGUGAACAAUGUAUAGAUGGUGGAUCGGUGACCGGAAGUUCUGGUGUGCUAUCCCAAGGGCCAACRGCAAUCGAAAUGUUCCCAUCUCCAUCACUUACCUGUGGAUUACCRGUUAACGAAACAAUAUAUGACCACUUGGAGGGCAUACGGACACGACAUAAACAUCCUGCCUAUGCAGAACCUGARGUGGCAAUGAUAUUUAAAAAGACAGAAUUAGAAGACAUCGAUCUUAAUGCUAUUGAAGUCACACUGAAAAGAAAUUACGAAGAGAGCCCAAACUCAGUAGUUGUAUGCAACCAAAUUGGCAAUUUUUGGAGAAUCCGUGGAAACUCUUAUCAAUCRAUAGAAUGCUUCAGAAAAGCCCUUUCGCUCUCACCUAACAAUGCUGACGUCUUACUAAACCUUGCCAGAGUUUUAUUCAAUCUGAACUUUCAUCAMGAUGCAGUCUUCUUAACUCGACGCUCCUUAGAUUCACAACCCUCAGAACAAAACUGCUGGCUUCAGCACUUYACUUUGGGAGAAAUUCUUAAAGCAACCGGAGAGUAUGAAGAGGCAGGAACUCACUUCCGACAAGCACUUGAAUUGAAUCCAUCGUUCCAUCCAGCUGAAAUUCACUUGAGAGACAUUGGUCUUCCCCCAACAUCAGCAACCAACACGUACACCUUCCUGGUGAUUGGGUUAUUAUUGGUUAUCGUCUUAGCAGUGGUCUAUUUCAUGACGCUGGCCAGUGAUAACAAAGGAAAUAAAGCAUCCAAAAAUUCAGUUUGGAAUGAUUUCAAAAAACCUGGUAAAAAGAAGAUCAUUACAUGAUGUUUGAGGAUGCGUGGUUAUGCAAUAUUUAGGGCUUCCGUUAUCCACUAAGUUCAWUGAAUAUUUGUGUUAAAUUUGUUUUUUCCAAGRUGCUGUUAGACUUUCCUGGAGAAAUUUACUGAAAUGGCUAURAAUAUUGCAUUCAACUCAAGAUUACUUUAAACCAUGGCUUGAAAACCUUAGGCCUAGGGGAAACGUAAAACUUUCCAUGCACCGAACUCAUUAAAAACAAUGGAUAUUAGGUGAGGCGGCAUUCUUUGAUGUAAUUAAGUUCGGUGCAUGGAAAGUUCAACGUUUGCCCUAGGCCUUAGUUUAAAGUAAUUUUAACAAGUUUUAACAAGAUUAAUAUUGUUUUGGGAUUUUCUGUUGUAUUAAGAAUUUUUCUCUCGUUUUCCUUCAAUAUAAACGUAAUCUAUUUUGGACAUGAAAAAAAAUCCUACACUUCAUUCACCUAAAAAGUUUCAAMUUUCACAGCUAGUUUAGAGCAUGAUGUGCAAAAAUAUUACCACAUUUACUACCAUUAUUGAUGAAGUGCAACCAACAAAGUUUGAUGUCUUGUUUGCGGACUAACAUUUCAACGACUGUCAAUCAUAGAACUGAAAUAAAAAAUCAAUAUCUUGAAGAAAAUUUAUGAAAAAGUUUUAGGUCAUCCCAAAAUUUCCAUCAAAAAAUAUUGGUGUUUUUUUAGUUCUUUGAUUGAUGGUCAUUGCAAUGCUGGUCGGCGAAGGACACAUAAAACUUUGAGGGUCACACUUCAGUGAUAAUUGUAGUCAUUCGCAUACUUCUGUGCAAUGCCUUUUUGCUGCCAAACGAUCAAGUGAGCUUCACAUGAAAUAAUUAUGUCAGUUCAAGAUACUAUAUCUUGUGCAUGGAAGUAUGCCAGGACGUUAUUGCUUGUCAUUCUUUUGCACAUUGGCUGUAACAAUUGGCAGUCUGAAUUUUUUGGGGGAAAUUUUUGUUUUCAAAACCAAACCACUGUUUUCAACUUGAAAAAAGAAGGAAAAUCUCAUAUUGUUAGUAAGGUGRAAGGGGGUUAAUAUUUUGAGUAGCCAUGUGUUGAGAUGUAAAUCUUUGGGGCUUUUUAAUGGCAUCUUGGAAGAAACUUACUUUUUACACUUCAUUUUUGUMAUUUUUAUUUAUUCUGUUGGCAAGUUUUCAUAAAGGCGCUGAAAUACAAGACAAAAAAACGUCCAACUUGUCGUGCAACAUUGUUGCGGUGCAAGUUCGAAAACAAUGUUGCUCGUUUUACAUCCUAUCUAUCCAACUUGUCAGGCAACAAAAACUAAUGCUGCAAGUUGGGGCUGUCACGGUGAUAUUCUGCAUGCUGAUUGACUACGAGCUACAUAAUUCAAGAUGGUGGCCGCUUCUGCACAUAAAAUGUGGCAUGACAAGUUGGACGAGUAAUGAAAAAGGAACAACAAAUUGCAAAUUUGUUGCAGAAAGUUGAUCUACGUUCUCAUUUUGCAACAAGUUUUCCCCAUUUGCAACAAGUUUUCCCCAUUUGCAACAAAAGAUUUGUCGUGACAAGUUGGAUAGAUAGGGUGUAAAACCAGCAACAUUGUUUUCGGACUUGCACCACCAGAUGCGCGACAAGUUGGACGUUUUUGUGUCUCAUAUUUCAGAGCUUUAACACAUUAUGGAACUUAUGGUUUACGRUUAUGAAGUUUUGGUUAGCCAAGUUUUUGUAAUUUUUUUCUGAAGCUGCAAAUAUUGUCAACUUAAAAAGACAUUCCAGGGAGUAAAACUCCUGAAUUCACAGAUAUUUAUAAAAGAAACUAAAAAAAAUAGCAAACUAAAGGUUUUACUAUUGAAAUUAUCACAAAAUAUAGAAAAAAAAGUAAAAACAAUGUUGCUGCAUGUAUUGAACUUGAUAAAAGAAAUCAUUUGCACAGUAUAAUGGUCUUGGAGCUGAGAGGGUUGAGCCUUCGAAGAUAACUUUGAUAUUAUGAGAUCAGACAAGCGUUUUUAAUAAAUUGAAGCUUUCACACACAGAAAA
This is a messenger RNA of Actinia tenebrosa (Australian red waratah sea anemone), 3138 nucleotides long. Its product is annotated as tetratricopeptide repeat protein 17. NCBI's taxonomy places the organism in Eukaryota, Metazoa, Cnidaria, Anthozoa, Actiniaria, Actiniidae. The record is from RefSeq and is a predicted model, not a curated record. Gene Ontology annotation, molecular function: protein binding. Gene Ontology annotation, cellular component: cytoplasm; actin cytoskeleton. Gene Ontology annotation, biological process: actin filament polymerization.